AAUAGAGAUCUUAGAGAGAGAGAGAACUUUAUAGGUUUCUCUCUUUGGUUCUUUCUUUCUUUCUGUCGCUGUUCCUUCUUUAUAUUUAAUCAAAAAGCUUAAACUUAGUUUAAUUUUUUUGUAAUGGUGCAUGUUAUGAUGCUCUGUUGUGGGUUCUUCUUGGUUUCUUUCAACUCUUAAUUUCUCUCACAAAGCAAAUGAAUAAAUGAGGUCUGCAUUUGUAAUUGCGAAAUUUACUGCAAUUUUUUCCAUCUCCUGCAAACAUCUUGGGAUUUUUUCCAACAAUUAAUACAAUUUCUGGCCUAAAUUUAAACUCAUCUUCUACCAAUCCUUCAAUUCCAUUCAAUCCUCUCUACUUUCAUUGUUUCUCUCUCUCUCUCUCUCUCUCUCUCUCUCUCUCUCUCUCUCUCUUUCUCUCUGUACUUCUUUAUACCUUCCACCCCUCCCCAUAAAAUAAAUUUAGUUUUAAAGAAUACCCAUCUCUCUCUCUCUUAAUCUCUCUCCUUGCAAUUCUCUUAUAUAUAACAUGACCUUACGACUCCAACAACAACAACAACCACUCUUUCAACAGCAACAAAAACAAGUUCAUGUUGUUGGUGCUAGUAGUGCUGAGUUCAACUCUGGUUCACCCCUAAAAUCUCUUCCUUCCUCGCCUCAAUAUUCACACCUUUCUUCUAUACCUGUGGAAUUAGAAGAACCUUAUCCUCUACCUUUAGGUUGCCAAAGGUUUUUGGAUCUCAAGAGUGGUGAGAUCUACUAUAAGAAGGAAGGACAAGAAAAGCGUUUACUAAACAGAGAAAGUAGAAGAAUGAGUCGACACGGAAAGGGUCCAAGGUUAGAUUUGAAACUCAACUUAUCACCACCUAGGGUGAACAAUAUCACUAACCCAAGACAAGUUGAAUCACCAAAUCAUAAUCAUCGGUCAGGUAAUUCAUCACCAACUUCACCACCGAGUUCAUGCGUUUCAUCAGAGAACAGUAAUGAUGAUACCCUUCGAUAUUCAAGCAGUCCUGAAGCUACUUCAAUGGUUUUAGUUGGUUGUCCUCGUUGUCUUAUGUAUGUCAUGUUAUCUGAAGAAGAUCCAAAAUGUCCCAAAUGCAAAAGCACUGUUUUGCUUGAUUUCCUCCAUGACAACACCACCAAGAAAACAAGAAACUUCAACAACACCAACUAAGUUUAGAUAUUUAGCUUAAAAAACCAUGCUGACAUCCAUGCAUGGUUCCUAGAUAGUAGUUGAUUUGACUACUAUUGUUCCUUCUUCCUCUUCUUCUCUCUCUCUCUCUAUUUCUACUCUGUUAUUAGGUUCUACUCUUGUCUUUUUUGGGUCUUGGAGAGGUUGCUACUUCUUUUAUGUUUUCUUUUUUCUUCUAAUUAAGUUUCUAUGAUAGAAUAUCAGUAUAGAUAGUGGGUCUUUUUUUUUUUUUUUUCUUUUGAUCAGAUUAUAGUUUCUAAGUCUUAAGAGUCUGUUUCUCUGUUUUCUACUCCUCUUUAGCUGUAAACAUUUGUAGAAUGAAACUGACUUGAACUGC
Molecule: messenger RNA, 1529 nt
Organism: Papaver somniferum (opium poppy)
Lineage: Eukaryota; Viridiplantae; Streptophyta; Magnoliopsida; Ranunculales; Papaveraceae
Exons: 2
Coding region: 527-1174 (215 amino acids)
Source: RefSeq, a predicted model, not a curated record